Venustampulla echinocandica is the source of this 2028-nucleotide messenger RNA. RefSeq names its product MICOS complex subunit MIC60. NCBI's taxonomy places the organism in Eukaryota, Fungi, Ascomycota, Leotiomycetes, Helotiales, Pleuroascaceae. The transcript is spliced from 3 exons. Gene Ontology annotation, biological process: cristae formation. Bases 1 to 2028 code for a protein of 675 amino acids. Gene Ontology annotation, cellular component: MICOS complex. The record is from RefSeq and is a predicted model, not a curated record.
AUGCUGCGCGCCUCUCUUCGCUCAUGCCGGGCGCUGGCUUACAAGCCCAGUGCUGCCAGCCCCGGGCAUCAAUGGCACACGACACAAGAGAUCUUGGGGGGUUCUGCCAACCUGAGAGGAUAUGCCAACAAUACCAAGGCCAAUGCCAGUGACCUGAAACCUGCUGUUCCCCGUGGCUCCGCGAUCCAAACUAGUCCGCAACGACCUCCUCCCUCAACAUCUGGUCCAACACCAGCUACACCAAGCUCGACUUCUCCGAUCUCACCUGGAAGUGUGCCCCCGACACCUCCACCAACAUCGAGUAGCUCGCCUCCCCCGCCCUCUCCAAAGCCGAAAAAGCGCAGAAUCCGCCGAUUCAUAACCACACUUCUUCUGCUAACUACCUUGGGGUUCGGAGGGGGGAUCUAUUACUCUAGCAUCAAUGACAACUUCCAUGACUUCUUUACGGAAUAUGUCCCCUUCGGAGAAGAUGCAGUGCUAUAUUUUGAGGAGAGAGAGUUCAGAAAACGGUUCCCAUCUAUUGGCAAUCGCUCGACCCGUCCGCGCGAUACAGGCGAUCGGGUCAAAAUUCCAAGCCAGAGUGGGGUAUCGUGGAGAGUAGCUGAGGACACACGUCAUGCGAAUGCGACAAAACCGGGUGGGCCCAAACCUACAGAGACCCUACAGACACCUUCGAAGUCACCGGAAGCAAAGUCGCUGGACCAAGUCCAAGCCGCCGAGACUGUGAAGGACACAACACCUGUGCCUUCAACUGGCAAACCCAACUCGCCUGCAAAAUCAGUUGAGAUCCAACAAGCCCCCAACCCAGGGCAUCCAGUGUUGGAAGAGGCGCCAGCACCCAAAUCUCCAGAGCCGGUUUCCUUCGCACCACCGGAAGUUGACCAGCCUUCGAUAUUCCCUCCGGAGGUCACCCGCAUUGACCCUCUCAAUAUUAAAGAUGCCAAUGAACCUUUAGCUCAAGAUUUGGUCAAGAUUCUGAACGAUAUCAUUGCUGUUGUAAAUGCCGACGGCAGCAACGCGAAAUUUUCCAGCACUAUUGGCAAGGCGAAGAAUGAGCUCAGCAAAGUCGGAGUCAAAAUUCAAGCAUUGAAAGCUGAAGCACAAAAGGAUGCGGAAGCCAAAAUCAUGAGUGAGAAGGAGGACUUCGACCGUGCUGCUAGGGAACUUAUCCGACGCGUAGAGGUUGAAAUGGCGCAGCAGCAAUCUCAAUGGCAAGAGGAAUAUCAAAAUGAGCGCCAAAAGAUCCAGCAAGCAUACGAAGAGAAGCUAGAGGCUGAGAUUGACCGAGCUAAUCAGGUCAACGAGCAACGACUCCGUAACGAGUUGCUGGAACAGGCGGUAGAAAUGAAGCAGAAAUUUAUUGCCGAGGUAAAGGAUCACGUCGAAGAGGAGCGGAAUAGCCGCUUGGGCAAACUCACAGAUCUCUCGAAGACGGUUAACGACCUUGAAAAGCUUGCCACUGAUUGGAACUCGGUGAUCGAUGCGAAUCUUAAGACCCAGCACCUUCACGUUGCCGUCGAGGCGGUCCGUGCAAAUCUGGAGAAGAGCCAGAUGCCCAGGCCGUUUACUCGAGAACUUGCAGCAUUGAAGGAAAUCGCGUCGGAUGACGCAGUGGUAAAUGCGGCCAUUGCCUCAAUAAACCCCACCGCCUAUCAACGUGGUAUUCCUUCUUCUGCUCAGCUCAUCGACCGUUUCCGACGCGUUGCCCAAGAAGUCAGGAAGGCCUCACUUUUGCCUGAAGAUGCAGGCGUUGCCAGCCAUGCUUCGAGCUACCUCCUAAGCAAAGUGUUGUUUAAGAAGAAGGGCCUAGCUACUGGUGAUGAUGUAGAAAGCAUCUUGACGCGAGCGGAGACAUACCUGGAAGAGGGAUAUCUGGACGGGGCGGCCAGAGAGAUGAAUGGCCUCAAAGGCUGGGCGAAAACAAUAAGCAGAGACUGGCUUGGUGAUGUGAGGAAAGUUUUGGAGGUGCAGCAGGCUUUAGAUGUAAUUGCUACAGAGGCAAGGCUAGAGAGCUUGAGAGUCGAAUAG